Molecule: messenger RNA, 1398 nt
Organism: [Torrubiella] hemipterigena
Lineage: Eukaryota; Fungi; Ascomycota; Sordariomycetes; Hypocreales; Clavicipitaceae
Source: the annotation of a GenBank genome assembly
AUGGUGCACAAGUCACAGGUCCCACGGUCGUGCGAUCGGUGUCACGCCUCCAAAGAAAGAUGCAGCCGGCCAUCUGCUGCGAGCAAGUGCGAGCGAUGCGCACGUCUCAACUUUACAUGCACUUUAGAACGCAAUACCAAACGCCCCGGACGUCCUUUGAUGUCUGCUACCACGCGCCGUUGCCGCACUAGCACACAUACGCCGACACCCAGCCCAACGCUGCUGGCAACGGUUGAAGACAUAUCCAAGAGCAAGGCUUUCGAUAUUAGUGCAUCUGCAGCCAAACUUAUUGCUUGCAUAGGUGAUAACCGGGUGAUGGGCCGAUAUGUCAUCGGACCUAGCUUUUACGAAACCCAUCGGCAGUAUCUCGUCUCGACACUAUGCGCAGCGCCCCAGCGUCUCGCGGAUUCCUAUCUGGCGGCGGCGGCAUGCCAAUACGACGACCACUACCAGCCCGGCGGCGUAUCCAAAGAUACCAAUAGCACAAAACAAGAAUACAUAUUUGCCUCGUCCGCUGUAGCAGCAUUACGAACAUUUACAGUGAGAAAUGUGGAUGACAUGCGCGAUUGCUUGGUGCUUGGUGGCCAUAUCGUUACAUUUGCUCUGCGGCUACAGGUUGCGGAUUCACGCAGCAUAUGCCAACGAACGUUGGACCUUAUUAAGCCUAUCUACGAGGAUGAUGUCAUAAUGCAAAGUGCCGAUCCAGCCGUCACUGGCUUCCUUACGUCUCUCGUUCUCACAGAUGUUGCCGAGUCGUUGCUCUGUUGUCAGCCGCCAGCUUUAAGAUACCGGAAAUCGCUCACAAAUGCUCCCGCAGAUCGCUACGUUGGCAUCUCGACCGGCCUGCUGGGUCUCCUCUAUGACCUCGCAGUGCUUUCAUAUGAAAUGUCAUUGGAUCGGUCCAACGCGCGAGCUUCACACGCCCAUCAGACGGCCAUGCUGAAGCUAGAAAGCCUCGUUUCAAUCUGGGAGCCCGAGAUGCCACAGGGGUUCAUGUCCCAGUAUACGCCAAUGGAAAUAUCCCACAUGAUUUGCCAAGCUGAAGUGCUGCGGACGAGCGCACUGCUCAUUUUACAUCAUCUUCGGCAUCCUUUCCGGCGCCAAGAUCCCGUGGCAGAGGCCAUGUCGUCGCAAAUUCUGAACUUGCUGACGACGACUAAAUCAGCCACACAUUCAGUACCGAGAUGCAUCGAUUUGGCCCUGGCUAUUGCCUGUCUCCAGUACGCGGGCCAACCACGAGCAGCGGACAAGAUGGCGCAGCUAUCGCCCAUUUCCGGAUACUCCGACAUCUUCCUAGAGAGAUCAACUGCGAUGCUAGCCGCUUUCAACCAAGCAUGGGGCCCCAGCAGCGAAAUAUACUGGUAUGAUCUAGGCCGCAUAUUUCCCCUGCCGCAAUGA